Messenger RNA from Syngnathus typhle (broad-nosed pipefish), 5488 nucleotides. RefSeq names its product apoptosis regulator BAX-like. NCBI's taxonomy places the organism in Eukaryota, Metazoa, Chordata, Actinopteri, Syngnathiformes, Syngnathidae. The transcript has 6 exons. Gene Ontology annotation, biological process: intrinsic apoptotic signaling pathway in response to DNA damage; mitochondrial fusion; positive regulation of apoptotic process. Gene Ontology annotation, cellular component: mitochondrial outer membrane. Bases 68 to 661 code for a protein of 197 amino acids. The record is from RefSeq and is a predicted model, not a curated record. Gene Ontology annotation, molecular function: channel activity; protein heterodimerization activity; protein homodimerization activity.
AGCAACAAACAAGUGGUCACGUGUUUUAAUGCGGAAGUUCCAGCAGUGUGUUUGAGCACAAAUCAAGAUGGCAGCGCACCCGGGAGGAGGCGGACGGGGCGACUCCAAGGAACAAAUAUUGGAACUGGGAACCGUCUUGUUGAAGGAUUUCAUUUUCGAGCGAGUCCGCCGGCACGGAGAUAACAGCACCUUGGUGACCCGGGACCAGUUGGGUGGAGGUCAGAUAUGUGACCCCAACCAUAAAAAGCUGGCCGACUGCCUGCAGAAGAUUGGAGACGAGCUGGAUGGCAACGCUGAGCUCCAACGAAUGAUCAACUGCCCUUCGCUGAGACCCUCAAAGGAGGUGUUUUUGAAGGUGGCCGUCGAGCUCUUCUCCGACGGAAAGUUCAACUGGGGCCGAGUGGUCACUCUCUUUUACCUGGCCUGUCGACUCGUCAUCAAGGCGCUCAUGAAUCAAGUUCCUGACAUCAUCAAAACCAUCAUCAGCUUUGCUAUCGAAUACUUCCGUGACCACUUUGUCAAUUGGAUCUGGGAGCAAGGAGGCUGGGAGAGCAUUGGCUCUUAUUUUGGAACUCCGACGUGGCAAACGGUGGCCGUGUUCACGGCGGGGGUCAUAGCCACGAUCCUCGUGACUCGCCAAAUGGGAGGAGCGCACUCGUAGGGCGAAAGAAGGCCAAGGAGAACAAAGAACUUGCAUGAGAACAUUUUGUAAGGACCGUGGCGCCGUUGUAGCCUCCAGCCUCCAGCCUCCACAGUGUCACGUGAGCCGGUUGCACUAAAGGCUGUUUUUGGGGAGGCACACAUAUGCGCCUGAGCGAGGGAAUGCGUUUUAAAUAAUUUAUUUUUUACCUUAUUUGGUACAAAAAAGAAAAAAACAAUCACUGUAUUUUGGUUUUCUGCUGUCAUUUAGAGGUGGUUUUCACCUUUUCAUCCAGAAAGUAUGCAUCUUAUGCGAUUCGUCAAUGUGCUGUGAUUUUCAAGUCAAUACUGACUUCUUUCUUUAUUUAGGAAACCAACAAUACUUGUCAGGUAGAUUUAAAAAAAUAAUAAUAAUAAUAAGUUGACCACUGUUUCUAUCCUGUUUUUGUUUGACUUCUGUACCCAAAGCAAUAUGUGGACAAGUCACAUGGUUACUCGAGCCGUUCUGUUGUCUUCUUAAAUGGAGUCUGCAUUUGUAAUCUAGUCACACUCUGGACCAGCAUUUGUUAUAAGUUACGCGUGUGUCUGGUCACAAAUCAAGGCUUGGCGUACCUCACUUGUUUGAAUACUUUAUUCUGAACAAGUCAUUCAAAAAUCAGUUUUGUCUACACAGCAAAAAAAAAAAAAAAAGAUUUGUUGUUUGUCAGUGCCUUGGUCUUGUUUAUUUUUUUUUUAUAUACUGAAAUUUUCACCUUUUCUAUUACAUUUCUACAAGUUUCAAAGCAAGCCCCCGAAAAAAAAAAAAAAAACACUUUGAAAAUGAGUUUGUUUGUUGUUAUAUGGCUAUUAAACCUUUAACUCAUUUCGUUUUCCUCUGUAUUUUUUUUUAAACUUGUAUAUAACAAGAUAAACACCCAAUGGACAAUUUAGUCCAAAUGCAGAUCAAGAGAACAUAACAGAUUUAAACUGCAAUUUUUUAAAUAUAAAACAAUUACAUGUGUAUUUUUCCACAAUCAAGAGUUUUUGCAUUUUAUUUUAUGUAAUGAUUCAGUCUUUUAUUAAGGUUAAGUACAGGAUCAGCAUUUAAAAAUUCAGCCACAUAGUCACAGACCUAUAAAGAAGAUCUAGAGGUUGAUGGCUGUGAGGGGCUACAAAAGCCAGAAAAUGACAUGAAAUCAUGUCAGUGAUUUCACUUUUGUUUAACGCUCAUCUAGUUUCCAGCACUCCGUCUCUGAUCCUCCACCUCCAGGAGCCGCUGAAGUCAGGAGCCAGAACGCAGCGAAGCUUCAAGCCCGACUCUUGCACCUCGUCGCCGUGAGCCACUGUGCAGCCCAGCUGCGUCUCCAAUGUGAAAACUCUCUCAGAGAUCUAAAACAGAAGAAAAAUGUAUUUAGAAAAGGCGUAAUGGUAGCUAGCAGUAAAUUCACUAAUAAACAAAAGCAGCACCUGAUCGCUAAUACCGGUGGCGAUGUGGCCCACCUUCACCCGCCGCGUCUCUCGGAUUUGGAUGGUUGUCCCGUUGAAGUCUCUGAUGCAGACGUCCACCCCUGAACAACAAAUGUUAGCGUAUACCCAAGUGAGCACAUUAGAUCGAAAAAUAUAUGUUUUGGUGUCGCACCUUGGAAACAGCACGGCUGAGGCGGCGGCGAAUGGCCCGGCAGGUCCAGACUGACGCUCUGCUGCCUGUCUAGCUGGCUGGUGUCGCUGCAGACUCCCGAGCUGUAGUCAUCAGCUGGGCUCAGAGACCAGCGGCCCGAGUCCUAAAUGACAGAAGCUCAACCUUUAAAACAUUUAUUUUUUAUUUUAUUUUUUUUAGGAUUGUAAUCAACUCUGUUCUUGACUGGUUUGAAGGAACAAGUGUAACAGGCAGCACACACCACCAGUUGGGUAUUCUCUCGCCGCUUUAGUCAUCUUUGGUAUACUGUUGUUUCGGUCAUGUGAUCUUAAGGGCCAAUCAAAUUCGCACAUGCUCGAGUACGCGAGAGUUGUGGAAGAAAUGUUUGUUUACAACUCGAUGUGAGUUCAUGUGGUUUUAAUCUAAAAUACUGCUAAUACUGCUUGAAUACUUAAAUGCAUAACUGUUAACAUUGUAGAGCGUACUUCCCAUGCUGGACUGCGUUGAUCGACCUGCGCGUUUGUGGAGUUGGUGAGUACUGACUUAGCAUUUAGCAUUAGCCGCGCCUAUGGUUUAAAUGGGUCAGUAACAACUGAUAUUUUUUAAAUACAUUUCACGAACUGUGUUGGGUCACUGAACUGAAUUGGGUGUAUUGAUCGAUUGUAAUGCUGCUUUUGCUAAUUUAACAAAACUCUAACACUUGUCGUUUUUGGCAUUAUAUUGAUGAGUUUGAAUUCCCUGCCUAUUUAUAAUAUCAUUAGUGUUGUCUAGUUAAUUUUUGAAUUGUGUACACAUGAAUUGGUCUCUACUGGCUUACAGUAAAGCAAGCAUUAUGAUUACAAAUAUGUUUUUUUGCCCUAUAUUUGGAAUUGGUCUUCUGAAAAUAAUUUCAAGUGUUUAUUAAUUCUAUGAGUUUCAUAUUUUGAAUGAGCUUUUCUACCUUAUUCACCUGUAUUGAGAUGCACAUGUGAGUUUUGAAUUACCUUUUUGUCCCACGGAUCGCGGAUGGAGUAGGUGUCGCUGCUGAGACAAGACAAGAGCUGUUCUUGCAUCUCAGCAGAGUGAAGCUGGGAAAGGCUGCUCAGAUAGAAAUCUAAAAAACAAAAACAUGUAAAGCACUGAGGGAUGGCACAUAGUUGAGCCAAAGCAGUGGAGGCUCACCUCGCUCCAGUUUACGCAGCUCAAGUUCCGGAACAGUGUUGGUGCUCCUAUUUUUCGACUGGUUUGAAUGAAAAUGUUGUCCUCGCUCACAAGUGUCAGCUUCGUCUUCAUCGCUGUCGUUCACGAUCGCGCAGUCCGUUUUCUUCUCCUCAUCGUCUUCUCGCGCCGACGGUAGGAAGUCCGGAGGUUUGUUGGCGAAAUAAAGAGGCUCCUUGUAGGAUAUGUUCCAUGGGCUUCUGAGUCCGCCAACUGCAUGGGAAGGUUAAAGGUCAAGUUACCAUCAAUAACCCCUAGUAUAUUCCUGAGUAUCAAAGCACCUUGCUUGAGCGCUCUGGCCGCGUGUUCCUUCAUGUCACUGGCUGACGCUCUCUUGUUGGGAUCCUUCUGCAGUCCCGCCUUGAUCAAGUUCGCCGUGAGGGGGCCGCAGUGAGGCGGGAUUUCUUGGAGCGGCGGCGGCUCGUUGGCGAUCUGUUCACAACAUGGCGUCGCUUGUGAUCUUGAAAGGAGCGCUUGCAAGGCUGUACUUAAGGAUAGCUUGUGAGCGUUUUUGCUAACCAUGCUGCAUGUUACCUUUAAGAAGAGUCGACAAGUGUAAUAUCUAGUCCAAGGUUGGCACCCGUUGAGCAUGUGCAGUAACAUGCAGCAGCUGCUCCACACAUCUGCUCUGUCUCCACGGGGUUCGCCUUUCACCAUUUCAGGGGACAUGUGCGUCUCGGUACCCUUCAGGUCUGCUUUCAACAAGAUGGCCAAGCAACAGUGAGAAACGCGAUGAUGUCAUAUUUUUGGCAGUUCGCCUCGAGACGGUCCUACCUCGGGACCCGCUGAGACUUAGCCCGGCAGCGUCCAAUCUCUCGGCGUGGCCAAAGUCGCACAGGAAGCAGGCUCUGCCGUCCUCGGACAGCAGUACGUUGUCGGCUGAGGGACAAAAGGGAAAAAAAAUAAUAAUAAUGGAUGGAGCUUGGGUGACUUCCAUGACUUAUGCAUACUUGAAGUGCUGUUUAAUUGGAAACAGAGCAGCUGUACACGGCCAGAAUGACUAGGGAGGGAAAUGGAAAAAAAAAAAAAAAAAAGAGAGAUGCAGUGGAAAAACAAGUAAGAGCAGUUUUGGUGACACAUACUUUCAAUUUAUCCACCUUUCUCUUACCUUUUUAUGCACCUCCCCCUUUUAGCUCAAUGACUUCCUGCUCUUCACCCCCCCCCCCCCAACUCUCUCUCGUACCCUUUUUUUGUCGCGUGUGCAUAUGCGCCUUUGCUUCCCAACAGCGGCUGAGUCACGAUGGGAAAUUCCCAAAAUCGGUCGUCGUCCUUCACGUUCAGUCGCAGGUGCUGUAAACCCGCGUGAGACGGUUUGGAUGACAGCCAAUCAACGUCAGAGCUGUUGCUGUACUUUUGUUACACUUCUCAAACUUCAGGGGUGGCCCAAGCUAGCUAGCAAUCAGGCUACUUCCUGGUGCAUGGAGGCCAUUUUGAUUCUAUGCACCACAUUUUCACCAAAUUAGAAUGAAAUAUACAGAAAACCAUCAAAACAAUUCCACAGAUACCUUUAACAUCAAGAUGCACCACUUUCUUCUUGGCCAGGUACUCGAGCGCUGUUGCGACUUGCAGCAGGUAGAAGAGGCUCAGGUCCUCUGGCAGCCGCCCGUGCUGCUUUAUCAGCUGGCCGAGCGAGCCUGGAUGGACACGGUGAAUUAUUAUUUUUAUAGCGAUAUGAUUAUUGCGGGUAAGGCUGAAGAAGUACUUGCCAGUUUUGUGGUCCAUGAGAAAGAAAACAUAAGGCCCGUCUCGGACAACUCCGAAGAGCUCUAGGAUGCGAGGAGAUCGGAGGGCACUCCACGUGCUCACCUCCUCGCUGUUGAACCUCUUCAGGGCAAUCUGGAAGGAGAUAUGAGUUGAAGAAAAAUCCAAAGUGGACCAUGAAGUGCUGAUUCUUGCAUCUUACCUUUUUGACAGCAAACUUGAAGCCUGUGUUGACAUCUCGAGCACCGUGGACUUCGCCGUAGGAGCCUCCCUUGAUAAACUCCGAUAGGACAAACUCCGUUCCUUCCUUAUACUCUGCAUCAACAGGCUGGAUAU